AUGGACUCCUUCAGCACCAAGAGUCUGGCGCUGCAGGCUCAGAAGAAGCUCAUGAGUAAGAUGGCCACCAAGAGCAUGGCCAGCAUGUUCAUCGACGACACCAGCAACGAGGUCCUGGACGAGCUCUAUCGCGUCACCAAGGAGUACACACACAACCGCAAGGAGGCGCAGAAAAUCAUCAAAAACCUCAUCAAGAUGGUGGUGAAGCUGGGAGUGCUCUACCGAAACAACCAAUUCAACCACGAAGAACUGAUCCUGGUGGAGAACUUCAGAAAAAAGGUGCACACUCUGGCCAUGACUGCGGUCAGCUUCCACCAGAUCGAGUUCACCUUUGACCGGCGUGUGAUGAGCGCCAUCUUGAACGACUGUCGCGACCUGCUGCACCAGGCCAUCAAGAGGCACCUCACGGCCAAGAGCCACUCGCGCAUCAACCACGUCUUCAACCACUUCUCGGACUCUGACUUCCUGGCCGCACUGUACGGCCCCUCCGAGGUUUACCGCGGUUACCUGCAACGAAUCUGCAAUGGCGUCAACAAGAUGCUCGACGAGGGAAAUCUCUGA
Molecule: messenger RNA, 561 nt
Organism: Knipowitschia caucasica
Lineage: Eukaryota; Metazoa; Chordata; Actinopteri; Gobiiformes; Gobiidae
Source: the annotation of a GenBank genome assembly